Molecule: messenger RNA, 2247 nt
Organism: Aspergillus niger
Lineage: Eukaryota; Fungi; Ascomycota; Eurotiomycetes; Eurotiales; Aspergillaceae
Exons: 2
Coding region: 1-2247 (748 amino acids)
Molecular function (GO): lipid binding
Source: RefSeq, a predicted model, not a curated record
AUGCCGCAAGGAGAAACCGAGCCCCUCCUCCCUCGCUACCGGGAGGACACGACCCUCCAGCGUCGCCUGCAUCAAAAAUUACACACAUACCAGAUGAUCCGUGCUCUUUCGGAUGGGUACAUGCCGUCUACGGAGCAAGCCAUCAUCAAUCUGCGCACCUUGUUGGCUUCCGAUGUCCUUUCCCCUCACACCCACGAUGUUGGCACCGUCGGCCGUCAAAUUGUCCGCGACUGCCGCCUUUGGAUCCAAGUGUUCAUCGAGCUCUUGCAAGAGAAGAAUGGUGAUGAUAAGCUCCAGGAGUUUCUGUGGCACCUAUCACGCUCCAGGGCCUCCAUCGACCCCAACAAGAUACAGCAGCGAGCCAAUCAAACCAAGGCAAGGGCGGAUACGAAAGCGGGUACCGACUUCCGUUCUUUUUCUGUUCAUGCACCAGGCUCGUAUGAUAGCCUGCGCACUGUGGGAAGCCUACUCCUGACCAACGCGGACUUCCGGCUCUUCGUUGAUGAUUUGUCAACUGUCGGCCGCCAGAUCUUUUCCGAUACGGCAUUCUCGUUGUCCAACACGUCGCAGCAGAUUGGAAAGGAGCUUCAACCCUCUCAGGAAAAUGUAGAUGCUAUUCAGGGAGCAGGUGCCGAUGAGGGUCGUUCUGCAGGGAACGAGGAAUUACGUGAAGAUGCAGCUACUGUGGCGAAAGUCACAGGCAAUGGUGUUGCUCGCACCGGAAAAGAUGCAGUCCAGAGUGCCAAAGAGCAUUUAGCAGGACAGGAAAAAGACGCCUUGCUCUAUCGGUUGAAAAAAACCGUGAUGAACCUUCGGGAUCGUUCUGACUAUACAGAUUCUGUUGCCACGCUAGGCCAACUGCUGGGGCGAUAUGCCAAAGCGUAUGCAAGUGCAGCUUCGGAUGUCGUCACAACGGCAGAAGAGGAAGUCGACGUCAAUAAGGACCUCAAGCAGGCAAUGGAACACUUCUGGUUGCUGGUCCAGUCGUUUGGCGAUGCUCAGGAAUGGAAGAACCUAGAGGAGCGUUUCAAAACUGUAAUGCAACACUCUAACAAAGAUCCAGAGUUCGAGAAAUUCGUCUCUGAGACAGGUUCCCUAGUCGAGGAAAUGUUGACUGAUCCAAAAUUCUUCGAUUCGGCCGAAGAGAAGAUUGAUGAGCUCAAAGAAAAGUCGAAGCAAAUUGAGACAGGAUCAAGUAUCCGUCAGGAUGUGGAUGCAUUCCUGGCACAAGCAAGACGGGCAUUACGGACAGUCCCGCAAGACAAAGCCGUGUCUAAACUCUUCGACGCGACGAACAAGCUAUACAAAGAUGCUUGGGACGGCUACAACAGCCGGGAGGGUCAAUUGCCCACCGACAUAAUCGAAGUCUUCUUUCCCCUAGUUCUCCGCACUAUUCAAUACAUACCAAUCCCGCGACUGGAGAUAUCUGCACCAGAGGUCGAUCUGUUACUGGAGAGCCUCAUCCUAGAACCUGGCCACACCGUCAAUUAUUCCUCAUUCUUGCCAUACCGUAUGCAUGUACCAACGCGCAAUGACAUCGACAUUGUGAAGAAGCAUUCCAAGAAAACCGCCACUGAUCUCAAAACCACAUUCACGGCAACAGUAUGUGGACUAAACAUCAGUGCCCAGGAAUUUGGUUAUUGGAUGCGGACCCAUUCAGCGCUUCUGUUUGGCCUCAAAGAUGAGGGGAUUGCCAGUUUCUACCUGGACAAGCGCGGUAUUGACAUCUCUCUGGACAUAGAGGUUGGAAGAGAGCGGCUGGAACACAUAUUCACUCUGCGCGGUGUCCGUGUGCGGAUCCACAAGCUGGAUUACAAAGUCCACCGCAGCAAGUGGAAGUGGCUCAUAUGGUUGACGAAGCCUUUCCUCAAGCACCUAGUCCGCCGAGUCUUGGAAAAGAAGAUCGCGGAGAAUAUUGUCCAGGCUGCUUUCACGCUCAAUCGAGAGCUGGUAUUUGCCCGAGAGCGCUUGCGGGCGGCCCGCAUUGCCAACCCUCGGGACCUGGCAAGUUUCGUGCGGGCAGUGCUGGCACGACUGCAAUCACUCCCCGACACCGACGUCGAGACUCGUAUUGGCCUUGAGCCACCUGGUAGCGGUGUCUUCAAGGGUGUGUACGCCCCGGGCAGUCUGGUCAAAGUCUGGCAUGACGAGGCAUCUCGGGCCCCUGAGGUCAUUGAAGAAGGCGAUGAGAGCCAGGGCCUGGGACGGACCUGGCGUAAUGAAGUGUUUGAUGUGCCCAGACGUUGA